Molecule: messenger RNA, 1674 nt
Organism: Arachis stenosperma
Lineage: Eukaryota; Viridiplantae; Streptophyta; Magnoliopsida; Fabales; Fabaceae
Product: mitochondrial metalloendopeptidase OMA1-like
Exons: 6
Coding region: 1-1674 (557 amino acids)
Biological process (GO): negative regulation of catalytic activity
Cellular component (GO): membrane
Molecular function (GO): metalloendopeptidase activity; pectinesterase inhibitor activity
Source: RefSeq, a predicted model, not a curated record
AUGGCCAGGGAUAUCAAACCUUCGCUACUCUCUUCUCUAGUGGUGCUGCUCUUCCUUUUAUUUGCUCAAUCCUCAAAUGCAACCAACAAAAUUGUUGAAGUGAACAAAAUUUGCAACGCAACCCUAAACCCUUCAUUUUGUUCAAAAAUUCUAAACUCAAAACCCGGUGGUACAAACCGUGCAGAUCUAAUUACCCUUGCAAAAUACACAAUUGGUGUUGUUCGUUUCAACGUUACAAACACAAUUAGGCUCAUUAAGUCUCUGAUAAAAAAUUCAACUAAUUCAGAUGCGAAGGAUCAUUACCAAUUGUGUUUGACACAUUUCGAUUACGAGGAAGGCGCAUUAGGCGAAGUGGUAUACGCUGAGAAAAUGCUGAAGGCGAAGGAUUACCAAGGUGUUAAUGUUGCUGCUUCUGGUGUUAUGGCGACGGUUGAAGGUUGUGUUUCUGGUGAUUCACCAAGUGAUCCUGUUUUUCCUGAUCAUUCUUCGCUACCCAAAUAUGCUGAAUAUGUGGAGCAAGUUGCUGAUAUUAUUUGUGUCAUUUGUAACUAUUUGACGGGGCGAAAGCUAGUGCACUCAAGUGAAAUCAGACAUGAAGAAGAUAGAGGAAGAGGGCGCUAUAUGCGGAAUCCUAGACUUGUAUUCUUUGUUCUGUUGGUUUUGUCAGGGAUAUUGAUUACUAUGCAUUUUCGGGAUUUAGAAACGGUUCCAUAUACCAAGAGAACCCGCUGCAUUUUGUUAUCUAAUGACAUGGAGAGGCAACUUGGUGAGGCUGAAUUCGAGAACAAGAAGGCGAGUUUCAAGGGAAAGAUCUUGCCUCCCAUACACCCUCAGAGUGUGAGGAUAAGGAUGAUAUCAAUGGAAAUCAUUGAUACCUUGCAGAGAGGGUUGAGCAAGGAACAAGUUUGGAGUGAUGUUGGUUAUGUCACAGGGUUUGAAGGGGAUACUGAGGAGACUUUGAAAUCGUUGACUAAUGCUAGUGCUUAUUGUAAGGCAGAGAGUGGUUGGCACAAGGAAGAUGAAAUCCUUGAUGACAGUUGGGUUCAGCAAAUUAGAAAGAAAGGGCCAGCUGCCUCCCAUCUGGAUGGAUUGAAUUGGGAGGUGCUUGUUGUCAAUGAUUCGGAAGUCAAUGCCUUUUGGCUACCUGGUGGUAAGAUUGUUGUAUACACCGGAUUGUUAGAGCAUUUUAAGAGUGAUGCUGAGAUUGCCACUAUAAUUGGACAUGAGGUUGGUCAUGCUUUGGCCCGACACACCGCUGAAUAUGUGACGAAGAAACUGUGGUUUGCUAUCCUGCAGUUUAUUCUUUAUCGAUUUGUCACCCCCGAAAUCGUCACCAUAGUGUCUUUUCUUCUCUUGAAGCUACCACUCUAUCGACUGAUGGAAAUGGAAGCGGAUUACAUUGGCAUGCUCUUAAUUGCUUCCACCGGAUAUGAUCCACGGGUGGCACCCACAGUGUAUGAGAAGCUGGGAAAAGUUAAGGGUGAGUGGGCACUUUGGGACUAUCUCUUCACUCAUCCAUCUGGAAGAAAGAGAGCAGAGUUGCUCUCCCAGGCCAAAAUAAUGGAAGAAGCAUUCACUAUAUACAAGAAUGCUAGGUCUGGAAGAUGUAUUGAAGGAUUUGUUUGGACCAACAAAACUUAUAUUGCCACACCAGAAUCAACAAAGAACCUGUAG